This is a messenger RNA of Hippopotamus amphibius kiboko, 2511 nucleotides long. It is a transcript of the gene BLOC1S4, whose product is annotated as biogenesis of lysosomal organelles complex 1 subunit 4. The record is from RefSeq and is a predicted model, not a curated record. NCBI's taxonomy places the organism in Eukaryota, Metazoa, Chordata, Mammalia, Artiodactyla, Hippopotamidae. Gene Ontology annotation, cellular component: BLOC-1 complex. The transcript has a single exon. Bases 1 to 909 code for a protein of 302 amino acids.
AUGCCUACACUUUCUCGUAAUUCCUGUUACACGUUCAUACUUUUAGAAGCGGUUCUGAGCGCGAGCACCUGCACGCGGAGACGUGCGCGCGCGCGCGUGAGCGUUCGGAGGCCGGAAGCAGAGACGGGUGCGCGGGCGCGGGCGCGCGGAGGCCCGGACCAAGGGCGGGCGCGCGGGGGGGCGCGCGUACGUGCUCGCGCCGAGGCCGGACGGGGUGCGGUGCGUGCGCAUGCGCGCGCGCGCGCGGAGGCCGGAAGCGGCGCCGGCCGUCGGCGGGACAUGGAGGGGUCGCCGCCGGCCGAGGAAGCCGACCCCCAGGGUGCGGCCUGGAGCGGGGACAGCGGCCGCGUGUCCCAGAGCCAGAGCAGCGCCUCGGGGCCGUGGGAGGAGGACGAGGGCCCGGAGGCGGGCGCGCCGAGCCGGGCCCUGCCGCUGCUGCGCCGCGCCGCCGCGGGCUACGCCGCCUGCCUGCUGCCCGGCGCGGGCGUGCGGCCCGAGGUGGGCGCCCUGGACGCGAGCCUGGAGGCCCUGCUCACCAGGGUGGACGAGUUCGUGGGCAUGCUGGACAUGCUGCGCGGCGACUCCUCGCACGUGGUCCGCGAGGGCGUGCCCCGCAUCCACGCCAAGGCCGCCGAGAUGCGGCGGGUGUACGGCAGGAUCGACCGGCUGGAGGCCUUCGUGGGCAUGGUCGGCGCCAGCGUGGCCAGGCUGGAGGAGCAGGUGGCCAGGGCGGAGGCCGAGCUGGGAGCGUUGCCCGGCCCGCUCCGCAGGCUGCUGCGCACCGUUCGCGCGCCCUCCUUCUUCGGCAAGGCGCCCGCCGGCGCGUCCCAGCAGGCCGGCUACGAGCCCCCCGUGGUGUUCCGCACCGAAGACCACUUCCCCUGCUGCGGCGGAGGCCCCCAGGCCUGAGCCUGCCGGACAGCGCUGCCGGAGGACGGGCCUGAAAUGGCCGGGAGGGUUCCUCGCGUCGGAUGGGACCCCUGUCGCUAGGCAGAGUGAUGCUGGAGUGUGGGAUUGUGACGUUUGCUUUCUUUGCGCGCUCGAUUUCUCGCUGCCCUCGCCGUCUCAUGGAGGAUGUGUGAUUUUCUGCGUCUUCCAGUUCACACUUGAAACUUGAAAGCUGCUUGGUGGGGUUGGGGGUGGGGGACCCGGGAGGCAAAAUGAAUGAACUUCCCUGGGCACUGCGGCAGAACUGUUAUUUUUAUGGAUUUUACAGCUCAGCUAACAGUGUUAGCUUUCCAAGAUUCGUAUAUUUGUAUAUUCUAAGGAAAACAUACUGAGCCUUUAAAGCCUUGUUAAUUCCAUCCUGAUAGUGAUUCCGUUUUCUGUAGCUUGCUUUCAAGAUAGAUGGUAAAUUAUUUAAAAUUCUGUUAAACUUUCCACGUAACGGAUUGCAAACCGAAGGAAAUUAUACAGUUUCUGAGAAAACGUAUUGAUUUGUUGCAACUCAUUCUGAAGUUGUAUUUGCGAGUAUGACCUCACAGUCUUAAUAUGUCCAUAGUAAACUUGUCUGUAUAAGAUUCCCAACGUUUGGUUUAUAAUUUAAAUAUUAAUAAAAAAAACUUAAAUUUUAUUGGAAAAGCUUUCCAUCCGAAAAAGACUUUAUAUAUUUCCUUUUUGUUUGUUUGAAAAUAGACUUGUUGUAUGUAUGGUUUUAGGAAUGGGAUGGAAUGGGAUAAAGAAGGUUCACAACAUUAGAUUCUUCUCAAAACGAAUAGUUCAACUAUUUGUGUGGUGAUAUGACUGGCAUUAGGAUUCUGUUCUUUCACCCUAACGACGUGGACUCUUAAAGAACCCUUGCAGGUACAACAGGCUUUGAUCUUGAUUUUAAUCGGUUGUAUAAGGUGGUCCUCUUAGGUAGUAGACCUCAAAUAAGCAUACAGCUUAAGUUGCUUUUUUUUGUCAUUUAUCACAGAUCUUUGAGGUUUAUAAAGUCGGUGUAUUCUCACUUAGCUGAGUAUUAUGAAAAAUCCAAUUGUGUAAUCUCCAACCUUAGCUUUCAUGGACCUUCUGUGUCACACAUUUACAUUUUUUACUCAGGUAGUUCACUGAUUACAAAUUAAAAAACUCCGAAAUUUAGAAGUGGAGAGGACAAGUAACCUACAUUUAGUAUUUGGCAACUACUGGGUACCUGCUGUAGGUAAUUAGUACAUGCCUAUGGCAUGUUCACUGAAUAUGAAAAUAGCUUCCUUACAUAACAUGUAUUACUAAAAUGGUUUUUUAAUUUGUGGUUAAUAUUAAAAAGUAGUAAUUAAGACAGAUCAUGAAAAGUUAGAAUAAUUGUUAAAGGUGAGAUUUAAUAUCUGCAUAAUAGAAACCCCAAAUUCCAGAAAACAUAAGUGUGCUAUAAAGUAAAACUUUUUAAAUUAGGAAUAUAUAAUGUUUAGAUGUUUGCUUUCAUUACCUACAAAAAAGUAAAUUGCGUUGAGAAAAUUAAAAGUAUAAUAACCAGUAAAACAUGAAAUUCAGUUUAACAGUUUUUUAUUCUUGCUUUUGGGGGUGGGUUUUGGC